Molecule: messenger RNA, 772 nt
Organism: Thamnophis elegans (Western terrestrial garter snake)
Lineage: Eukaryota; Metazoa; Chordata; Lepidosauria; Squamata; Natricidae
Product: p53-induced death domain-containing protein 1-like
Exons: 3
Coding region: 55-468 (137 amino acids)
Biological process (GO): signal transduction
Molecular function (GO): protein binding
Source: RefSeq, a predicted model, not a curated record
AUUUCUAUCCAGCUUUCCUCUUGAAUCAAAGCACCGUGUGGAUCCUGAAGCAGAAUGCCAAAUAAAGCCCAAGAGGAUGCCGUCAUCAAUCUUCAGUCCCUCAGAGAUCUUGGCAAGCAACUGAGCUUUGAGUGGCCAAUGGUGGCCUAUGAACUGGGAUUCACCAGGGCUGAAAUUAGCCAGAUCCAUGCCCUCACCCCAGAGAAGAGGAGGCAGGCUCAGAAGAUGCUCGAACACUGGUACGAACGAUCGUGGGACAAACCGAACAAGACAAAAAUGCUUCAAGAGGCUUUGGAAAAAUCCGGAAGGCAGGAUUUGGCCGAGAAGCUCCGUUGCCUUCACUGGGGCCACCAGAAGUUGAGCGAUAAGGUGGAGCUGCCCUCAGCGUUCCCCUUCCUCAUCACCGUGUAUAAGACGACGAACAACAAGGAGCGGCUCAAGAAAAUUAACCAGCUUACUCAUAAGUAAAUCCAGAGGCUCCCAAUCCUCACAGCAAGAGUCGAGCCGGGCUCAGCAGGACUCUUUAAAAAAAAAAAAAGAAGUUAAGAAUAGGAAAGAGUAAACAUGAACAAGAUUGCAACGGGAAAAAAAUCCGUUUUCUACGCCAUUGUCCGGACUUUUCGGUACAAUCCACUACGGUUUGAUUUCUCAAAUUUUAAAAUUUGAAUGCAGGAGGCCUGAAAUGAUUUUGAAAAAACAACAGCGAAGUAAUCUAUCUAUCUAUCUAUCUAUCUAUCUAUCUAUCUAUCUAUCUAUCUAUCUAUCUAUCUAU